AUGAGCACUAGCAUACUCUCAAAAAGGUGGUGCAACCUCUGGCAUCUCAGGAGAAAUCUGAACUUUAAUGUGCCUAGUGUGUUUGGAAGUGAAGAGAAAUUACGAGGUAGGGAUAUUAAGGGUAAAUUUGUAGAACGAAUCGAUCAAUUUGUCAAGAAUUUUAAAGGGACUAAGAUUGAUUCUUUCAUGGUGGAGCUUUAUCAUUUACGUUCCGUAGAGAGCACCAACAUUGAUCAAUGGACCAAGUUUGCAAUUUCAAAGGGAGUUGAGAGAAUCGUUCUGGUCGGUCCAUGGUAUGCGCACAGGGACGUUUACAGGGCUCGUGACUGUGUCUCAUGUGACGAGUUUCCCUUUGGCUUAUCUUUCGAGUGUAACAACUCAACACUCAAGUAUGUGCAUCUGAAAUUUUUUCAUGUUCGUAAUCCAACAAACUUUGAUCCUUUUCCAUUCAAAAAACUGAGAUCUCUUGUAAUUGAAGAGUCAACGGUGGAUGUAAAGUUGCUCACAACUCUACUAUCAAAUUGUCGUCUACUUGAAGAGCUCAGCUUUAUUGAAUGUUUGUUCAAUUCAACAACCUUGCAAAUAGAAAGUUCAUCAUUAUGUCAUUUCAAGCUUGACCAAUGCCAAGAAUUUAACACUAAUGCUGAUGAAGUUGAUAUAGAACUCACUUCGUUGGAUUGUCUAAAACUCACUUCUUUGUAUUACCACAUCAGAAACAACUCUUCAAUCUCCUUAUUUAAUGCUCCUCUUCCUAUAGUGAUGAAGAGCUCAAUUAAUGCUCCUAAACUGAAGACCAUUUACCAUGAUGAGGUCUUUUCUGUAGAGAAAUUACAUCGUGCAUUUACUCACUUCGCCACUUUUCCUAAGCUUGAGAUUCUGAAUUUAUAUAUCUUUAGUUAUCCUCGCCCUCGGAUGAGAUACCCUGACCCUGUAUAUUGCAAUCAUGAAAUUCAAAAAGAUAUUCAAGAUGUCAUGAGUCUCUCUCAUGACGAGAUCAAAGUUAUUGAACUAAGAGGUUGUGUGGGACACUGGUAUGAAAUUGAGUUCGCCUUGAAUGCUUUAAAAUAUAUCCACAAACUUGAGCGGAUAGUUUUGAAUCCGUAUUGGAUACAUAAUUGGUCUGAGAGAGACUGGGAGUUCAAUCCAACAUGGUAUCAGAUUGGUCGUGAAAGAAUCCUUAAAAAACUUCAAGAUGAAGGGAUUGAACUAGACAAACUUGUACUCAGAUAA
Messenger RNA from Lotus japonicus, 1230 nucleotides. Its product is annotated as putative FBD-associated F-box protein At5g22720. Lineage: Eukaryota; Viridiplantae; Streptophyta; Magnoliopsida; Fabales; Fabaceae. The transcript is spliced from 2 exons. Bases 1 to 1230 code for a protein of 409 amino acids. The record is from RefSeq and is a predicted model, not a curated record.